GGGGGGGGUGCACCACCCCUGGCCUCUUUCCCCCUUCAAUGGGGGGUUUUACGGUCUCGGCAUCGGGAAUCCCCCCGUCGUGAACUGAAAGAGCAUUCCCCCGCGCCUCAUUUUUGCCCCGGCCGGGCUCGCCUUUGUCCUUUUGGUCGAUCCUGCCGCAUGCGUCACUCGGAUGGCACGCGCAUGGGGCACACACACACACACGCGCGCACGCGCCAUCAUGCCCCGCAUCUUCUCUCCGGGCGCCCGCCUUUUUAUACAAGGGAGGGGACACACUCUCGGACAAGAUGCUGUGCAUGAGAUGGGCCACACGGGGGUGCGCGCCGUCAUGACGCGCGCGCGUGCAACGAGCCGCCGCGCGUCUUGGCUCGACGCAGGGGAAAAGGGCCAGAAGGCCAGGCAAGAAAAGGGAAGGAGGGGGAUGCGCGCUUGGACACGAAAAAAAAAAGGGCGGAUCUCUCAGCCGGCAGACUGAGCGCAAAAAAAGAGGCCACGCGUCCCAUGGCGGCGGCGCGCGCACGGUCCCCUUUUCAGGGGAGCCCCUGCGCUUCCGCCGACAUGUUCUCGCCCGAAAAAAGACCGGAGAAGCAAAAGACCGAGGACACAACACGGGGCCGAAAAAAGGGCGGCGCGCGCGUG
Molecule: messenger RNA, 639 nt
Organism: Fonticula alba
Lineage: Eukaryota; Rotosphaerida; Fonticulaceae
Exons: 1
Coding region: 173-475 (100 amino acids)
Source: RefSeq, a predicted model, not a curated record